Daucus carota subsp. sativus is the source of this 2297-nucleotide messenger RNA. Its product is annotated as serine/threonine protein phosphatase 2A 57 kDa regulatory subunit B' theta isoform. The record is from RefSeq and is a predicted model, not a curated record. The transcript has 5 exons. Gene Ontology annotation, biological process: signal transduction. The coding region runs from base 489 to 2039 and encodes 516 amino acids. Lineage: Eukaryota; Viridiplantae; Streptophyta; Magnoliopsida; Apiales; Apiaceae. Gene Ontology annotation, molecular function: protein phosphatase regulator activity. Gene Ontology annotation, cellular component: protein phosphatase type 2A complex.
AAAAAUAUCAUCAUCAGUAAGCAGUCACCAGAACCUAUUAGCAUUAGCAACCCAUCUUUCUUCUAUUUCUCUCUCUCUUUAUCAUUUUCCCUUGUCUUUAUUUUUUUGAUUAUACAUACAUACAUAUAUGUGUAUCUAUUUUUAGUCUUGAACUACUUAAAAAGACUCGAUCUUGAUUGGCUGAAGCAGCAAAAAGUUGAUGUGAAGCUGCUAUCUGGGUAUUGCAGAUCAUAACUGGAUCUUUAUGUUCUUGGAUCUUGAAUUAUUGUCAACUAAGAUGGAGAGGGGGUUAGUAUGGAUGAUGCUCUUUUGAUGGUGGAGAAUAUAAAAGGCUCAAGGGUGGUUUGGUCUUCCUUGUUACAUCUAUUAAAGGCAACUGGCUAUAGAUUAUAUUGAAUCCAUCUGUUUGGUUUUAGCUGCACUGCUUUUUUAGAGGUCUUUUGUCUUUGAAGGUUCCGGUGGAAAGAAGUGAAGUUCUGAUUUAAGUGAUGCUUAAACAAAUACUUAACCGGCUCCCCAAGAAGCCACAUAAGUCAAGUGAGAAUCGUGAUGGAGGAUCGUCUGCUUCAUCUGCAAUUGCUUCUACAAGUUCUAGAAGCAAUGACAUUGCUAGUAACUGGACCGGGAAGAAUGCAACUUCUCCCCGUGGUCUUAAUUCUUCAUCUGAUUCAGGAGUGAAUAAUGGAAACAAGCAUCCUCUAAAGUUAGAUUCAAAGGUGAGCGAGGCUCAGAUGGUUCUCCAAUAUGAAGCCUUGCCUAGUUUCAGAGAUGUUUCAAAUUCUGAAAAGCAGAAUUUAUUUAUAAAAAAACUAAAUUUAUGCUGUGUUGUGUUUGACUUUACUGACCCAACAAAGCAUCUAAAAGAGAAGGACAUCAAACGGCAGACUUUAGUUGAGCUUGUUGAUUAUGUCACUUCUGCAAAUGGGAAAUUCUCUGAAACUGCCAUACAAGAAAUUGUGAAGAUGAUAUCCGCAAAUUUAUUUAGACCACUUACUAAUCAAUCUCGUGAGAACAAAAUCGUGGAUGGUUUUGAUUUGGAAGAAGACGAGCCUAUGAUGGACCCAUCAUGGCCUCACUUGCAAAUUGUGUACGAAUUCCUUCUCCGGUUCGUGGCAUCACCAGAAACAGAUGCAAAACUUGCUAAGCGGUACAUUGAUCAUUCUUUCGUUACAAGGUUGUUAGAUCUUUUUGACUCUGAGGAUCCUAGAGAAAGGGAGUACUUAAAAACUGUUCUUCAUCGUAUAUACGGAAAGUUUAUGGUUCAUCGACCAUUCAUCCGGAAAGGAAUCAAUAACAUAUUCUUUCGUUUCAUUUUUGAGACUGAAAAGCAUAAUGGAAUUGCAGAGCUACUAGAAAUUAUGGGCAGUAUUAUUAAUGGGUUUGCAUUGCCCCUAAAAGAGGAGCAUAAACUAUUUUUAGUGCGAGCACUAAUACCACUACACAAACCAAAAUGUAUACCAAUGUAUCAUCAGCAGUUAUCUUAUUGCAUCACACAAUUUGUGGAGAAAGAUUGUAAGCUUGCUGACACUGUUAUAAGGGGUUUAUUGAAGUAUUGGCCAAUUACUAAUAGUUCAAAGGAGGUAAUGUUUCUAGGUGAGCUUGAGGAAGUUUUAGAAGCAACUCAGGCUCCAGAGUUCCAGCGAUGUAUGGUAAUUCUGUUCCAUCAGAUAGCUCGUUGCAUAAGUAGCUCACACUUUCAGGUGGCAGAAAGGGCUCUGUUCUUAUGGAAUAAUGAUCACAUUGAAAAUCUUAUAAAACAAAAUCGAAAAGUUAUUUUGCCAAUUAUAUUGCCUGCACUAGAGAGAAAUUCUAAAAAUCACUGGAGUCAGGCAGUGCAGAGCUUAACACUAAAUGUGCGCAAAAUAUUCUUGGACGCUGACCCUGAGCUAUUUGAGGAGUGCUUGAUUAAGUUUCAGGAGGAAGAAGCACGAGAGCAAGAAACUAAGAUGAAACACGAAUUAAUAUGGAAGCGCUUAGAAGAUAUGGCUGCCAUAAAAUCUUCAAGCAAGGAGGCAGUGUUUGUCUCUAAAAACAGCUAGUGUCCCAUCAGGUCUUGAAGGAAACCAUGUCCAUCGCGUAACCUAGCAAUGCAAGUACGGUAUGUGUGUUACUGGAUGGACGUGAUAGAUGGGGUAUCAUGGGCGCCAUAAGCCAUUACAUGGUUAUAUGAGUGGAACUGGUUAGCAAGUUUAUACUGCUCCAUUAGUAUUUAUAAUGGCGACACUAAAAAAGUUAUAUUUUGUGGGACCUGUAGAUACUAUAAAUCAUAUAUAUAUCUGUACUUUGUUUCCAUGCAA